AUGUCUCGACUCGGGAACCAUGCCGACUGGGCAGACGAUGAGGAAUUCGAUGACCCCUCCGCGCUCCCCGCGCAACAAGUGAUCGAGAACAAGGAUGGCACCAAGACCGUCAUCUCCUACCGCUUCAACGAUGACAACAAGAAAGUGAAGGUCUCUCGCCGCAUCAAGACCACCGUCCAGCGCGAGCAUGUCAACCCCCAGAUGGCCGAGCGCCGAUCGUGGCCCAACACUAAUUGGAAGGUGCAGGCCCAGGAGGCUGAGAAGGAAGGCGGAGAGAAGGGCAGCAUGAAGGACCAGCUCAAGGACAAGAAAGUCAAGUGUCGUAUCUGUAACGGAGAGCACUUUACUGCUCGCUGUCCCUACAAGGACACUAUGGCUCCUGUCGAGGAGCCAACCGGUGGUGCUGGUGUGGAAAUGGACGACGAGAAGGCCGGUGGUUUGGGUGCCGGUUCUUCCAGCUACGUGCCACCUCACCUGCGUGGCAAGGCUGGUGCUGCUGGCGGCGAAAAGAUGGGCGGUCGGUUCGAGAAAGACGAUCUCGCGACUCUGCGUGUCACAAACGUCAGCGAGUUGGCAGAGGAAAACGAGUUACGGGAUCUUUUCGAGCGCUUCGGCCGUGUCACCAGAGUCUUCCUUGCUCGGGACAGAGAAACCCAGAGAGCCAAGGGCUUUGCUUUCAUCAGUUAUGCGGACCGGGGCGAUGCUCAACUUGCUUGCGACAAAAUGGACGGCUUCGGUUACCGCCACCUUAUUCUCCGCGUCGAAUUCGCCAAGCGCUCUACUUAA
This is a messenger RNA of Penicillium chermesinum, 786 nucleotides long. It is a transcript of the gene tif35, whose product is annotated as translation initiation factor eIF3 core subunit g. The record is from RefSeq and is a predicted model, not a curated record. The transcript has 6 exons. Gene Ontology annotation, molecular function: translation initiation factor activity; RNA binding. The coding region runs from base 1 to 786 and encodes 261 amino acids. Gene Ontology annotation, cellular component: cytoplasm; eukaryotic translation initiation factor 3 complex. Lineage: Eukaryota; Fungi; Ascomycota; Eurotiomycetes; Eurotiales; Aspergillaceae.